Messenger RNA from Engraulis encrasicolus (European anchovy), 1848 nucleotides. It is a transcript of the gene lbx2, whose product is annotated as ladybird homeobox 2. Lineage: Eukaryota; Metazoa; Chordata; Actinopteri; Clupeiformes; Engraulidae. Gene Ontology annotation, cellular component: nucleus. The record is from RefSeq and is a predicted model, not a curated record. Bases 407 to 1192 code for a protein of 261 amino acids. Gene Ontology annotation, molecular function: DNA-binding transcription factor activity, RNA polymerase II-specific; sequence-specific double-stranded DNA binding. The transcript is spliced from 2 exons. Gene Ontology annotation, biological process: regulation of transcription by RNA polymerase II.
AGUAAGUAGUGUAGUGUUUCUCUAAUUGAACUUCGCCCAAUCAACAAUAACUCGUUAGCACUUGCUUGCUCUUUCUUGUUUCCUUGAGACAGCUUAUUCCUUGCAGCGAAUCGACCCGUGGCCAGUACCGAUAUACGUUCCUAAGAUCUUCAUGGAGUUCCUCAGAAGAACUUGGACUUUCGUCGGGGAAUACAACUCGUGUGUCUGUGAGACUGCAGCCCACGCCUGAAGCAUGGUGGUUUUAGACCAACAGUUGAAGCAGAAGUAGAUCGACAGUUUCGUCUAAGGUCAGCUAAAGUGGCCAUCUAAGAAGUUUUUAUGAAGAAAGAAAACAGCCGUGGUCAUUUAUUCGAGCAGUUGAAUGCUAUAAGUAACGGUUGCUGAACUAUUUUUUUCUGGGACUGCGAUGACCUCUAGUAAAGACAUGAAGGCAGGAUCUGUGUUGCAGUCCAGUGGCGAGGAGCGGAGACGGGGUCCUCUGGACCAGCUCCCACCCCCGGCGAACUCCAACAAACCGCUCACCCCCUUCAGCAUUGAGGAUAUUUUGAACAAACCGUCGGUGAAGAAAUCAGUGGCGAGUUUAUGUCCACCCCGCGUCCUGGAGAAAGUGACCGGCUCGACUGCAGCUAGGAACGGUAUUACCACUCCCUCUUCGCCGUUAUGCGCUCUGGAGGAACUAGCCAGCAAAACAUUUAAAGGUCUGGAAGUCAGCCUUAUACAAACAGCAGAAGGCCGGGAGCAUUUGAACGCCUUCGGACAACGACAGGCCUCCAAAAAGAGACGGAAGUCACGCACUGCAUUUACCAACCACCAAAUCUAUGAACUCGAGAAGCGCUUUUUGUACCAGAAAUACUUAUCGCCGGCUGACAGAGACCAGAUAGCACAGCAACUCGGCCUGACCAACGCACAGGUCAUCACCUGGUUCCAGAAUAGGCGAGCGAAGCUCAAACGAGACCUGGAGGAGAUGAAGGCGGACGUGGAGUCCCUCAAAAAAAUCCCCCCGCAAACCCUACAGAAACUAGUCAGCAUGGAGGACCUUGAUGAUCCCCAGAGUAGCUCCGGUGCCAUCUCCCCCAGCAUUUCCCCCUCUUCGCAAGGACACAGAGUCUUCCCCCAGUCCCCAUCCUCGUCCAGAGGCCAAACCACAGACGAAUUCUCGGAGGAGGAUGAGGAAAUCGAAGUGGACGAUUGAGUUUGGCCCGCAUUUUGAGACACCCCCUCCCCCCCAACCCCCCAGAACUUUUUUGCACGGACGUUUGCUCCUCUGGAGAACUUGAAAAACGAAAGGGAUUUUCCUCUCUGUGCUUAAUUUAUUAAAGGAUGGUAAAAGCUAAAAGGAUGCCAAACUUUCACCCUGAAGACAUUAUUUGAGGAAUACAUUUCUUUCAAUAGGAUGUGAAAGAUACUUAGAGGUUAUGGUACAGGAUCAAGACUGCGACAUGUGUAUGUACAUUUUAAGUUUUUUCACUAUGUUUUCGGGGGAAAGUUGUGCAAUUGUUUCCUUAUAUCAUUCAAGCAUUUAUGUUAUAGCUGCUAAAGAAACAUAUCUGCCAAAAUGUAAUUUUCAACCCAAAAUUUCACUGAUAAAUUUAUAUAUUUAUACGGUUGAUAAAGACACGACAGAUCCCUAAAAUAACUCACUUGUAUACAACGGGGAAAUAUGAAUCAAAAUUGCAGAUUUAAAUUAUACCCCAUUCAGGGUAGACAUUAAUAGCAGGUAAAUCAAAUACCACAUGUAAAAAAUGUCUUCAAGUUAACUCGUGGGUGAGAUUGUGUAUAAAUUUAAUUACAAUGCAUCUUCUGCGCUAAGGUUAUUGUAACGUUCUAUUUAAUCAUCAUUUAUGUAAA